Messenger RNA from Saimiri boliviensis boliviensis (Bolivian squirrel monkey), 216 nucleotides. The record is from RefSeq and is a predicted model, not a curated record. NCBI's taxonomy places the organism in Eukaryota, Metazoa, Chordata, Mammalia, Primates, Cebidae.
AUGAGUCCGGUGGCAGGGUCUGGGAAAGGGGCGGCAGGCGCCGUGUCCGGCUGGGAAGGUGGCAAGAAGAAGCCCCUGAAACAGCCCAAGAAGCAGGUCAAGGAGAUGGACGAGGAAGAUAAGGCUUUCAAGAAGAAACUCGAAGAGCUAAAAGCAAAGGCCUCGGGGAAGGGGCGCCUGGCCACAGGUGGAAUUAAGAAAUCUGGCAAAAAGUAA